AUCUAAUAUGGCGGCCCCCUGGAAGAACGAGUAAACAUACGUGCUAUUACACAGUAACAUCAAAGACUGUAGACACACAGUUACACACGGACACUUUGUGCUGAAUCAUAUUAUUUUAAGCAUUCUUCAAGGAAUCGGUAAUUACCUUCUUAGCGCAAUGCCAAUGGCCAGGCAAUCAAUGUUACUUUGGAUGGCCCGCCCUGCCAGACAGACGUGCAGGACAAUGUCCACAACGCCGGCCGGUGUGGACGUCCGACGGAGAGCUAUGCUUGACCGCAUCAUCAGGGUGGACCAUGCGGGCGAGCUUGCUGCAGAUCGAAUAUAUGCCGGUCAGAUGGCUGUUUUAGGCAAGACGGCCACGGGUCCCGUGAUAAAGGAAAUGUGGGAGCAAGAGAAAAAACAUUUGGCAAAGUUUGAAUCGUUACUGCCACAGUACCGAGCAAGACCAUCAGCACUGAUACCUUUCUGGAACAUAGCUGGAUUUGCUCUCGGAGCUGGUACUGCACUCUUAGGUAAGCAAGCUGCCAUGGCCUGUACAGUUGCAGUGGAAGAAAUCAUUGGAGAUCACUACAACAGUCAAAUAAGAGAGCUCUUAGAAGACAACCCAGAACUGCACAAGGAACUGUUAGAGACUAUCAGAGAGUUCAGGGAUGAUGAGCUUGGGCAUUUAGAGACAGGGAUGCAGAACGAGGCAGAGCAGGCACCUUUUUAUAAGACUCUGACUGAGGUCAUCAAGAUUGGAUGCAGAGGUGCAGUGUGGGUAGCCGAACGAGUAUGACAGCAAAUUCUCACCACACCUGGUCUGUCAGCUAAGCUAGAUCUACAUUCUAGGAAAUGUAAACGUGCUUGGACUGCACAGGAAACAUUCAUGUUGCCUUCAGUGACCAUGUGCAGCUGAUGGCUGGAAUCAUCGUAGUUAAACGUUAUCAGCUAGCUUUGAGGUUAGUAACCGUGUGAGGUCAGUACGUGGCUCCAUCUGGGGGCGGUAUGGAUGAUGGCCCUAUGGAUGAUGGCCCUACGAACGACUGUUGACAUUUGAGCCAAAGGAUCAGAGGGCUGGAUAAAUGCCGAGGGGAUGAGAAAGAUAAAAUUACUGAAUGUGCCUUGCAUCAGGGUAUUUCAAAUGGGAUUUCUAUCAGCCAUAUUUUGGCAUAAAACCUACACUGGGAUAUUCGUGCGAUUUGAAUUUAUAAUAAUUUAAUUUCAUUGUAAAUGAAUUGUCAUUAAAGAGUAGCUAAAUGAAAACCACUUCUAGUAAAAUUAGUUAUAACCUGCGAAACAUGAUGGAAGACUAGCAAGACGUGACUAGUUAUAUCAGGGUUCGCACACAUGUAUCUACAGGUUUAUUCGUUAUCGUGUCUUAGUAAUUUAUGUACAAGUUGUUUACUUGUUACUUAUUGUUACUUGUAUUUUGUAGGUAAAUGUGUAUUAAAACAGUUAUUAUUUGAUACCAGAUA
Priapulus caudatus is the source of this 1457-nucleotide messenger RNA. RefSeq names its product 5-demethoxyubiquinone hydroxylase, mitochondrial-like. Gene Ontology annotation, biological process: ubiquinone biosynthetic process. The coding region runs from base 158 to 778 and encodes 206 amino acids. The transcript has 7 exons. Gene Ontology annotation, cellular component: mitochondrial inner membrane. Gene Ontology annotation, molecular function: 3-demethoxyubiquinol 3-hydroxylase activity. The record is from RefSeq and is a predicted model, not a curated record. Lineage: Eukaryota; Metazoa; Priapulida; Priapulimorpha; Priapulimorphida; Priapulidae.